Molecule: messenger RNA, 3778 nt
Organism: Girardinichthys multiradiatus
Lineage: Eukaryota; Metazoa; Chordata; Actinopteri; Cyprinodontiformes; Goodeidae
Gene: cpm
Product: carboxypeptidase M
Exons: 10
Coding region: 202-1566 (454 amino acids)
Biological process (GO): proteolysis
Cellular component (GO): cell surface
Molecular function (GO): zinc ion binding; metallocarboxypeptidase activity
Source: RefSeq, a predicted model, not a curated record
ACUGAAUGAAUCAGCGCUCUGUUUCAUUCAUGAACCUGUUGGACGGCCAAGCUCCGCCCCUCCAAGACGGCGUCAGGGAGGCGCUGGUGGAGAAUGAGUAACGCUCAGCGGCAGAUGCGGCUCCCCGUCAGUCUGCCGGUGUCGGUGUGUCGCUGAGCCCAGCGGGGAGACGGCCGGAGUCGGACAGGUGACUCUGCAGGGAUGUCGUCAUCCCUCUUCCUCCUCCUUUUCCUCCUUGUCCCCACCUUGAUGUUAGAGUUUCGUUACCACAGCAACAGUGAGAUUGAGCAGUACCUCCACCAGGUCAGCUCCGCCAACCCCGACAUCACACACCUGUACAGCAUCGGGAAGUCAGUGAAAGGACAGCAGCUAUGGGUGUUGGCUCUGGGUGUCAGCCCUCGCCACCACACUGUCGGAGUCCCGGAGUUCAAAUAUGUGGCGAACAUGCAUGGAAAUGAGGUUCUGGGCCGCGUGCUCCUCCUCCAGCUGAUCGGCGAGCUUGUGCGCGGUUAUCGUGACAACGAAACAUGGUCGUUGCACCUGCUGAACGGCACUCGGAUCCACAUCCUGCCGACGAUGAACCCUGAUGGUUUCGAUGAAGCGGACACACACUGCCUGUUUAGUCAGGGAAGGUUUAACUAUAACGGCGUUGAUCUGAAUAGAGGAUUUCCUGACGCUUUUGCUGGUCUCCGAAAGCAGCAGGAGCUGAAUGAGGAGCAGAGAGAAGCUGAGGUGAGAGCUGUGAUGGGCUGGUUGAGGACCGAGACUUUUGUUCUCUCUGCCAACCUUCACGGAGGAGCUGUGGUGGCCAGUUAUCCUUAUGACAACAGCAACAGAGGUUUUGAUCAGAUGGGCGUGGCCAGCAUCACUCCUGACGACGAUGUGUUUGUCCACCUGGCUAAGGUAUACUCAUUCAACCAUGCCUCCAUGAAGCAGGGGAACCUCUGUGAGGACAGCGGACCUUUCCGGGACGGCAUCACAAAUGGAUACCACUGGUACCCUCUGGAAGGCGGGAUGCAGGAUUACAACUAUGUAUGGGCACAGUGUCUGGAGCUGACUCUGGAACUUUCCUGUUGCAAGUUUCCUCAUUGGAAAGAACUUCCUGCUCUAUGGAUGGACAACAAAAAGGCUCUCCUGGCUUAUAUUCAGCAGGUCCACCUGGGAAUAAAAGGCCAAGUGUUCGAUAGUUCGGGCACGCCGGUGCAGAAGGCAGUGGUGGAGGUUGAGGGUCGCAGGAACAUGUGUCCGUUCAGAACCAACCAAUAUGGAGAAUACUACAGGCUGCUGCUGCCUGGAACAUACACCUUCAGGGUGAUGUACCCGGGUCAUGAGGUUCUGACAGAAACACUCAGCAUCCCAUAUGGUCCAGAUCAGUACUCUGCAAUGAAACACAACUUCAUGUUACGACGCACCACCUCAGCGACUUUCCACUCUCCAGCUGAUCCAAGCUCUUCUUGUAAUUACACAUCACACCCUAAAGGAGGAAGCGCCACGACCCGGUCCACGUGGAGCGGGCUGACAGUAGGGUUCGGCUUAGUGACGCUGUUGCAAUCACUGAUAGAGUGAAGUUAUCCUUCCCAGGAGCUGGUGGUCCCAAGAUUAAUUACAGCAGCAAUACAACACUGUCACUAACACACUGAACCAGACAAAACCCAAACAAAGCAUAAAAAGUUCUGAAGGAAUGAAGAGACUGAAGUUUGGAUUUACAGGUUGCUGCCAGUUUGACGGCUCCAAAACUGUACAGAGUGAAGUGAAGGUGCUGCCAAGUGAUGGUCCUCAAGUAACAUUGUUUUAUCAAUGGUAAUGACCUUAAAAAGCCACAAAAAAUAUAAAAGAAAUGAUGGCUGGAUUCCAUCUAUUUGUUUUUGUUACAGGGUCUUAAUGUGAAAUUUAGUUGUUUUUGCAAUAAAAUGUGCAGCAUAUUUACCAAUAUUUUAAAUAUUCCCAACCACUAAUAUAAUCUUGACAUAAGAACACAGCUUGUUGUGAAACAGAAAAUGAGAAUUUUCAGUCUAACUACAUUUUAACUAAAUUCAGUCCUAAAGGUCAACCUGUUAGACUAACAGCCAGGAUAUCAGGAUUGUUCUACAGUAUUUAUGUUACAUUAACCAGAAACCGGCUAGUUAAAAAAUUUACAUUUAUAUAGGAGGAAAAAGGCUCACAGACUUUGAAAUUUGUACCUUUCAGAAAAGAUUAUCCAUGUAAAGAUGUUCUUUAAAUUAUUUAUUUUAGUAGCUAAGGUGAGUCCCCAACUUCUUGCUAAUGCUGACUAAAACACUGAUCCUUAGCUUAACUUACAUAGUGAAGUGCCUCUGGUGGUAUGUACCACAGUUGAAGAGCAAUGAUCAUGAAGAAAAUUUUAAAAUCACAUUAUUUCAGUUAAAACUUUGUUUUUAUCAGAAAUGAGCUAACACCUACAGCAGAGUGGUGAUAUUUAUUAAGGUAGCAAACUGUUUACAGCUAAUGCUAAAGCUAGAACAUGUUUGGCCACGAUCAUUUUUCUCAUCUUUCACAGGAAAUGAUCCACAUUAAUGAGAUAAUAUUAAACUUUUCACAUUAUUUAUGUCUAUUAGUAACUAAUUUUAACCAUAAAUCUCUAAGACCAAGAUGCCUAAAUCCAGAAAUUUCAGGGUCAAUACUAGCUACAAUUUUAAUUGUAUUUUUUCAGAUAUUUUAUGCCCCUCAGGUGAUUUUAAGUGAUCUCUCCAGUAACUAUAUUUGAAUUACAAAUGACAACAGGAGUUCAGGAAAAUUCUGGAUAAUUAAUCUACAAAUUCAAAAACUUGAGAAAAGUCCUGAUAUUAGACUGAAGUAUAAACAGAACCUCAAAGUGUAAUACUUGGCUGUACCUUCCUGACAUUUCAGCUCCUUGCUCACAGAAAUUAAAAGGGUUUAAUUCUGGUUUUGCUCUCUUCAAAAGACAUCAGGGAGGAAAAAGAUCCACUGCCUGAGGACUUAGUGAAGUAUUUCCUACUGAGAUAUUCCAGCCUGAGAAGCAGAUCCAUUACAGUAUGUUGGGAGUGUAAUAUUAUCUGCGUGGAGAAGCACUUCAAAAUUAGCACUUGAAAAGAGGGAGUUGCUUUUAGUAAGGGUAGAAUUAAAACCAGAGAAUAAGGGCUUUCAAAAUCACAGCUAGGUGAAAAUCUUUGAGAUUAAUCGCUCCCGGUGAUGGUCACUGCCGCUCUUCUAUGUAUGAUGACAAAGAAACAGUCUUCAAAAGAUGUGUUCAUGCAGGUUUUCUUUCUUCCUGUUUGAUCAGCCUGUGCAGUUUUGCAAGGUUUUUAUUUCUUGAGUUCUCAACCUGUGGUUUGUUUAUGAGAGAAACUUAAUCCAUGAUGAAUAGUGAGAUGAUAUAUUUCAUAUUUUCUGACAGGAGAUACAUGAAAUCAAUCUAGCAGGUAGAAAGGCUAGUAAAGAUAGAAACUUCACAAGAAUAGACAAAUAUGUUCUGUCUCCCUGGUCUGCAAAACGAAAUGAGAUGAUUGUCUUCCUGCAGCCCUGGUUUGGGAGCUAUUGCAGCUUGUUCUUGGCACAUAUUGUAAGAUGUACCUGUACCUGAUGCACAUAUUCUGAGCAGAACGUCUUUCUUGUGUGCAUGAAGGUGGUGUGCUGCAGUGGGACCCAUGAAGACUUUCUUUAAGUUCUAAUUUCUCUAUUCUUGUGGAGUAUAUAAGGCCCUAAGUUCUUCUCUUCUUCUCUCAUUAUUAGAUAGAUAGAUAGAUAGAUAGAUAGAUAGAUAGAUAGAUAGAUAGAUAGAUAGAUAGAUAGAUAGAUAGAU